Messenger RNA from Spathaspora passalidarum NRRL Y-27907, 3333 nucleotides. RefSeq names its product SUMO protease (gene ULP2). Gene Ontology annotation, molecular function: deSUMOylase activity. Gene Ontology annotation, biological process: protein desumoylation. Bases 38 to 1573 code for a protein of 511 amino acids. Gene Ontology annotation, cellular component: nucleus. The record is from RefSeq and is a predicted model, not a curated record. The transcript has a single exon. Lineage: Eukaryota; Fungi; Ascomycota; Pichiomycetes; Serinales; Debaryomycetaceae.
GAAUCAGAUUAGUGCUCAUUCGGUAUACUCUACAAUAAUGUCUUAUGAUUCAGAUAUAGAGAAUCCAUUAGCUUAUAGUAGACGACUGUAUGGUCGAUAUCAUAAUAACAGUUUAGUUACCAAGAAUCCUGUUAAUCCUGUUAAGCUUGAGCCACCAACCAAUCUUGUCACCAAUCUGCAACUGAUUGUUCCACAUAACAUAUUUCAAUUCAUAUUUAAUUAUUUGCAUUAUAUAUACAUUCACGUAUCUUCAUUCCUUCAUAGCCCACCACAGGAACAAGAAGUGGACUUUGUUAAAGACGUUCUGCCAAUUUCACGUUCGACUCCACUGGAGAACUCCAGUAUUGAAAUUGUUGCCGUUAACACAAAUAUCGACCACAAUUCAGCUCAACUGCCACCACGACAGCAGAAUAGCAUAUUAUUAGAUUAUGAAGAGGAUGAGAUAUCUACUGCAAAGUUAAGCAACAGUCCUCAUGAUGUGUUACAGGAAUUGGCGUUUAAUAGAUUACGCCAACAUCAACAGAUAAAUCAACAGAGCAACACCGAUGAACCACAAUAUGGAACAGACUUGUCUAUAGCUAUCCCUAGACCAAGGAGGACAUCACCAUUCAAACCAGCACCCACUUUUCCACCUAAUUAUGAUUCCACUAUCUUAGACAUAACCAUGCCACGCAGUUCAUCACAAAUCUCAUCACUUACACUCAACCCCCAUGACGCAUACAGGAAAUCAAUUUUGAACUAUUACGUACCUUCAAAACCUAUUUCUAUGACGUCUUAUUCCAUUGUUGACAACUUCAUUUCCAAUUUCUAUAUUGACAGAAUAUCCAGCAUUUACCAAUCAGCCCAAGAUAAGCUCCAGGAUGUGAUCACGGCGAAACGACUUGACUUUCUUUCAGCUGUGAAACCGUUGACUUCUGAUCAAUUGACACAUGUUUACAAUGCCUGGAAAUCAACUAAUCCCCAUCAGUUAUUUGUGUCGAAUUUCCAAAUUGAGAUAACAACCAAGGAUCUACAGACCUUGCAGGAUGGUCGUUGGUUGAAUGACAAUAUCAUUGAUUAUUAUCUUAAUUUAAUCAUGAAAGAUUACCCCAAGGUUUUUGCAUGGACGACCCAUUUCUAUUCAAAUCUCGAAACAAAGGGGUACAAGGGUGUUGAAAGAUGGGGGAAACGAAAGAAGUUGAACCCGUUUGAAAAAGAUAUGAUUUUGGUUCCGGUCAAUAUAUCCUCAACACAUUGGGCAUUGACCGUGAUUGAUAAUGUAAAGGCGACAAUUACAUACUAUGAUUCAUUGGACAGUCAAUCUAUCGGAAACACGGCUGCAGUCACGAACUUGAAUCACUAUAUGAACAUGGAAGCAAAUCGGGUAGGCCACGCCCCAGUAGAGUAUACAUUGCAUCCACAUCACAAGCAAACUCCUCAACAAAAGAAUGGAUAUGAUUGUGGGGUGUUCACAUGCACGGCUGCAAAGUUCAUUGCGUCACGCGAAGGUUUGAGGUUUGGUCAAAGAGAUAUGAAGAUAAUUAGAAGAAGAAUGACGCAUGAAAUCAUAAAUAAUCAUUUAUUAACAGAUUAAAAAAUACCUAAAAAAGAAGACGACUUUUGAUGUUUAUCACCAGUGAAUUGUCCAACCUCACUAAUUUGCUUCUCAUAAUUGAUAAUCUUUGUGGUUGAUGCAUCAAUCUUCUUGACUAGAUAAUCAAUUCUACCAUUUAAUUUCCCUUCCAAUUUCGAUAUUUGUACUAGUUCAUUUUCUAAUUUUUGAAUAUUGUCCACUUCAAUUUUAACCAAACUGGAAAGAUAAUUUGUUUCAUAUAGUUUCCAAAUGUAUACAUCUUUAAUGAUAUUCCGGAAUGCUGCUUUAAACAAAGGACGACCUGUAGUUAUUUCAUUCAAUACACCCUUAUCACGUUUCAAUGCCACCAAAUCAUAUUUUUCUAAAGUCGAUAAAGUGUUGACAGUAUCUGGAGAUGAUCCAAACAAUGGCAGUUUAAUCAAAUCAUUAUACUUGACCUUAUCUGAUUUAGACAACAUUUUCAUUAAUACCCAAACCUGAGCAGUUGUCCAAUUGUGGUCACCUUGUUCAAUCUUAUGGUUCUCUAAAAAGAAACUGGUGAUUAAUUCAGAAGCUUGAUUAAUCAUUUCAGUAAUGGCAAUAUUUGGAGUUUCCCCCGAUUUUACACGUCUUACAAAUGCUUGUAAAUCCAACAUUCUUCCACCAAUUGGCUCAAUACAGUUUUCGAUAUUGGCGGUUUUACCCUCUGCCAAUUUUAAUUGCUCGCAUACAUAUUGUUUAGAACUUGUCAUGGAUGCAUCAGAAAGGGAAAUGUCUUUGAACACUUGAUUAGGUAAGGCAUCGUUUAAAUGUUGCAAACUUCCUACAUCAGCCGUCAGGAAUAUUACAUGGGCAAUAUUGUUUUGAACAAGGUUAGACAGCCAUUCGGCAAUCAUGGGAAAUAUGAAAUCAUUACCAGCAGUAUCUGCCUUACGAGCAAAUUUAGUCACCACGACAAUUGGCUUACAUUCAGGAUGUUGUUGCAAGAAAUCUUCUUGAUUGAGAAUCUCAACCUUGGCAUUCUCAGGUUUUCCUCGAUUGGCACGUUCAACACUCUUGACAUAAUUCGAAUACUCUUUAUCAGUUAUAUGACGAAUAGCUUGAAUACUCAACAGGAACAUUCCCUUGACCCGGGUUUCUUUACUCUCACUUAAUCCUGACUUUUGUCCAGUUAAGCCCUGGAUUCCCAAAUCAAUAAAUCUUGACAAGUUGUUUGUCCAUGUAAACACAGGGAAAUAACCCAAUUGCGAGGCAGAAUUUUUGAAUAGUGCAUUAUCAGAACGGGCUUUUGCCAAUUGGUCACAUUCAAUAAUCAAGACUCGUUUGUUCAAUUUAUCAUCAUUGUGUAACGUGUGUUCAAGAAUGAAUUCCUCUUUUCCUGACCCUGGUGGGCCCUUGACUAUGAUGAAAGUAUUGGUGUUUUCCUUGAUCCAUAGUCUAACUUGUUUUGAUUUCUCCAUUCGUUCAUACCAGAACAAAUUGUCUUCCGGUUCAAUCUUGGUUGGUUGUUGUUUUUCCGAAAGGUUCUCUUCAUCGGGAGUAUCAAUGUAGUAAUCAUAGCUUAUAGAUAUCCAAUCACGAAUAGAAGUGUAUGGUACGUAAAUCAUUCUAAACCAUUUAGAUUUCUUGUAAGAUUCAUUGCUAUGGUUGAUCUUGUAUUCAAUAAACCAUUGUCUGAUUGGAUCGAAAAUGAGUACAGCUGCAGUGGCUAAAAGCGCUAACAAGAUGGGCAUGGCUAUUUUGGUAUGAUUCACAAUGAAAUUUGUCAAAUAGUUAACUCG